Molecule: messenger RNA, 2740 nt
Organism: Anguilla anguilla (European eel)
Lineage: Eukaryota; Metazoa; Chordata; Actinopteri; Anguilliformes; Anguillidae
Exons: 3
Coding region: 464-1258 (264 amino acids)
Source: RefSeq, a predicted model, not a curated record
AUCGAGCUGAUUAAAUGCGGAAUUAUCUACAUAAAAAACGAUUUUCGCAUUGUUGACCAUGUUCUGGAAUUCGGCCUUGAAAGAGCGACGAUGACAUCUGAGACAUGUCUACUAUUCAAUAGUAAUGACGACGCGACAGAUAGGAUUUCUGGUCCUUGUUGCCAUAGUAAACAAUCGGUCAGAAACUAAGCCGAGAGAAGAGGAUAAGAAGUUUGAAAAUGCUACUGAUAAACAACGAACACACGAAGCAACCGCAAUAACAUUUAAAUUCAUUCACAUGUAUCGGCUGGAUACGUGCUCUUUCAGUACCAUGGACAAGGUCAGUUAUACCACAAAAACCGCUGAAACGUGGUAGAAGAAAAACGAUACCUUCAGCAAAUAUAAAAGUUAUUAUGCUUAUUUUAAAGACAUAUGAAUUCGCUGUUGAUAAUAUAAUAGAUAUAUUAUCACUCCAUUCGGAGUUAUGUUUAAGAAAAUCAAUGCUGUUUUCCGUCCGAACAAUGGGCAGAGAUGUCGGGACGAAUACAAGUCAGAGGACUACCACAACGCAUGUACAGUGAAGCUAGUGCGAAGUACAUCCAUGCUUGUUGUGGGCGAAACCCAACAACAAAUUUCCGAUUCGACGUUAAAACGUAGCAAAAGUUCUGUGGACAUAGAAUCCGCCACAGCACUUCAGUACUACCACCGACAAGAGGACCGGAUUUGGCUAUAUUCUCAGAAUCGCGACUGUCUUCAGUAUUUGGAGGAUCUGGUGGCUUUACGGAGGCAGUAUAAGAAUAAUGUGAGCCAUCUGAACAGCAAAGGUCGGAAAGCAACGAUUUCCUCCAAAAAGAAGUUGCCACCCAUACCACCCUCUUCUAGGCGUGAGAAGACAUCAAAAACCAAAGCCACGGCACCUCCAAUCCCCAAUGAAGAGGAUACUCUUGAGUUUUUUGAUUCUGUCAUUGCAAGUUGUGACCUGGAGCCCAAGCGUAAACCUAACUUGGACAAUGGACAUGCUGACGUAGAUUUCAUUGUGGCCACCAGCACCAGUGAGCAUGACCUCCACUCCAACUGGGUGCUGCGCAACCCCAGGAGGUUCUCAGUAGAUGAGGACAGGCUGAAGAGACCGGAGGCACAAAAGAGUGACAGGGGCAGUGGGAGCAGUUCAGUGGGCAGCAGGAGGCAGCUCCAGCGGAACCCCAUCCACCUGCCAAAGGUGGUGGAGAGUGCCUUACAAACCCUGCGUUUUAAACCCAAGCUCAGAAAGAAGGACUAGAUCCCUCAGGCCCUGCCCUACUUGACUGUCCUGGGGCAGGUGAGGAAAGGUUGAGGGACUGGACUCUGGACUAUGUGUUUUGAGAGAGAGUGCAGCACUGUGUGCAUGUCUGUGUUGCCACUAAUGUGUGUUGAAAUUUGUUAAAGUGAAUUCUGUAACAUUUAUUACAAUGAAAAUAAUAAUAAAAGUAAUAAUUUAAUUUGUAAAUCACCAACACCUUCACAAAAGCACCUCAAAACAAAUGAAAAUUAUCAUUAAAAAUAUAUAUAUAAUUGUUAAAUAUGAAAAUAAUGAACAAGGUCAUGUUGGAAAAUAAGAUACUGAAAAAAUGAGAUUCAAUAAUUCAACAAGAAAUUAGUAGACUGUCUAACCUAAGGUGAAGGCAUGAAAUCAUGCACCUUACACCUGGAAUAGUCUCAUGAAUAAACCACCAAGCUCUUAGUUCAGAAGUAUCUAUUUCACUCCUAUCUCUUACAGUCCUGUAUCAAGCUCCCAUAGUCGCUCCAGUAUUUUUUUUUUUAGUUUGGCAGCUUGGCUUCUUUUGUGCUAAGGACUCACUCAGGUGUUACUAUGGAAACUGAAGCAACUGGGGUUACAUCAGUUUGAAUAAUAUAAGUGAUCUACACAGUAAAAUGUCCCAUGUUAAUUCAACUGUAACAGAGUGCAAUAUGGACCAUAUGUACUCUGUAAGAAGUGACUUAACACUAAACAUUUUACUGUGUUGUCAUCUGACUGGCCUUAGUCUGUUUCCUGAUCAAGACCCAAGUGCCCAACUGAACCAGUUCCAGUUUAUUGAUGUGCUAGUUAGACGGCCCUAUUCACAAAUUGCUAUACAAAUACUUUUACUCUCGAGCAAUAGCCAUUUUACUCGUGCAGAGUCAUUUUACAGGGGAUUCAGUACAAAUGAGAUAGUCCUUAUCACUGACCCUUGAACUGCAACUGCAUUUAUUUAUUUAUUUAUUUAUUUAUUUAUUUAUUUAUUUAUUUAUUAUAUUAUUGAUGACAGCAAUGCAAUGCCAUGCAAUCACAAAAGGAAAUGAUUACAAAAAUCAUGUAAUAAUAUGUAAACUUUAGUUGUGUUUCAAACUGAAAUCAGUUUUUAAAGUAAAAAACUGUGCUUGAUCCAGGCAUGAGCCGCUGGACCUUUAUAGAUACAAUGCCCUCCAAAAUGAUUGGAAUCCUUCCUAAAGCUAUUCAAUAAAGGAUGUAUAAAAGAAAUAACAUGUAAUAAGGUAUAUUACAUUUAUUGCACAGAAACUAGCUAUAUUGCUAUAUUAUUGUACGUACACAAAACAAUGGAAUAUGGUUUCUUUGAUACAAAUACAAUCGUACAGACAACACGUUUUGUGAUAGUUACAUAAAGGUACAGUCGAGGCCAAAAGUUUACAUAGAACUAGACUAAAGACAUUCAACUCAAUUAUUUUUCACAACUCCACACAUUUCAUGUUACCAUACAGUUCCAGUCAAUUUGGGUAUCUACUU